AGAUCUUCGCAGCAACGUCGAUGAGGCAUAUGCCGCGGUAGUUCUCGCAUCUUGUCUUAUCCCCCUUCUUGAGGAUAGGUACAAAGAUGCCUAAGUCCCAGUCAUCAGGAACAACCUCGUUUCUCCACGCUCCUUCAGUCACCUCAUGUAGCCAGGGCGCCAGAGUGUUGACACAGGACUUAAAGAUUUCAGCGGGUAUACCGUCCUCUUCGGGUGCGUUGUCGUUACGUAACUUUCGUAUGGCGUCGACUAGCCAUGUAAUAUACGGACCGCCCUUGUUUUAGCCUAUCGCAGUUUAAUUGGGAACCAAGUCGUGUGUGCGAGUCACCGCGCACCCACUUCUUGGACCACGGGCCGCAAGUCGUUGCUUACGACGGCCGGACUGUCGUCUUCAGAUGUUGGUUGAAGUUAUGGCCAGUUGCCGUCUGCGCUUCACUUAAUUUUUAUGUACUACCACCAUUGAACUAUUCAGCGUUUGCACCAUAUCAACACUUGUAUACCCUGCAGGUUACGGAACGUGCUCGCUCCAUUGUGCCUUGGGACCCAUGCUACUGUGCGACCGCCAGCGAGGGUUUUGGUAUGAGCCUCAUGGCACGACGGAACGAGCACGUGCCGUAACGUGAUCGUUGAGCGCCUAUCUGUCAUAAUUGAUACUCCCUACAGGACAACGGACCCGUGGCUCAAUGGUAGUGUCAAACUACAUAACUAAAGAUCCCGGGUUCAAGUCUCAAGUGAUCCACAAUUGGGGUUAGGUAUGACUGGCUGAUGACGGCUAAUAAGCCAGAAAUGACCAUUCCGGUGACCCUUGUUUCUGUCGGUACCAUCUCACAAUCAUCAGUGUUUAGCAAACGUCGCUCGAGUUGUUUGGAUGCGAUGGGUCAGUCGUUCUGAUCUCAGAAAUCUUCGUCAGUGGGAACUUGAACCGACAUAACCCUUUUUCGACUUGUCACCUCGCGAGGAGGUCUGAAUGUAGACUCCACUGGCAGGUUGUGUCCGCAGGUGAAAACGAGGGAACUUGCAGUGUCGUUUGUUACUGAUUAUUGUCUAAUAUUAUUGCUGCUUCACAAACAGUAUGCUUUCUCCUCACCCCUCUUCCACUUUGUUUUCUCCCCCACGUACGCCAUCAGAUGUAGUCGAUGAGGCUGCGGUCAGCCAUAAAUUUCAUUUCUUGAUUUCAUCCCUCCUUAACACAUCUCUGACUUUUAAUAAAAUUUUCCCUCUCAAAUUAUGCAAAUGACCGCACUUUAUGCUGAGUGUAUAUAACUGCACUCAAAAUUUCAUAUGUACACUGAAAAUACCGCCUGCCGCACCCUUCGCAGUCCCGCAGUGUAAAAACGUUUUCCCUGAACAAAUACGUUACUUACAACAUUUUAGUAAGAUGUGCAUUUAACAUUUAUAUUGUAUGUGCCGUUUUCAAUAGGGUCAUCAAGGUCAUUGCCUAUUACCCUAAAAUACACUAUUAUUAUACAGAUGUCCUGGAAUUGAAACCAGCCGUAACGCGAAAGCUGCGCAGGCGCACUCCCGAAUCGGCGGCCUCCUGCGGGACAAAGUUCGGAUAUUGGGGCGACAUCCUGCUAUAUGGUUCCUCCUGGACUCUCCCCUCUGCCUCCAAAACCCUUUCCUCUUCCGAUUCCGGCGCUGGUCAAUCUCAGCCCACCUCCGUAGGCACCCCGCUCAGCCCACCGCCGACUAAGGUGGGAGACUCAGAGCCGGGCGAUCAGAAUGCGCCCUCAUCUGCUCCCCCCAGCGGUGGCGCUUGCGGCAGUAACGCCAACCUCUUUGGCAGCCUGAGCGUUAAUGUGGAAGAUAGCAGCCUAAUGACACACCUUCUGGCCUCCCUGAAUGCGGCCAGCGACAACGGCAGCGGUGGCGUGGGUGGUCUCAGCUCCGCCGGCGCAUACUUCGCCUCGAGCCUGAACCAGUCCGGCUCCGCCCUCUCCAGCCUCCUCUCAGGUGGGGCAGCCAGUGCAGCCGGCGGCGGUGCGGGUGGCGGUGGCGGCACUGGCAGUGGAACUGUCGGCCUCAGCUUUCUCUCCGCUGCCGCCGCACCGGCCACCUCCGCUACCGUCCUCGGCUUCCCAUCCGCCGCCGCCGCCGCUGCGGCAGCUCUGGUCGGCGCCGGUGUUGGUUGUCUUCAACCGCCCAAACGCAGGAAACAACAGACUUCACAACCGUUUACGCAGUUAACUCUUCUGUUGCCAGAAAAUGACAUUUACUCGGAUUUGACCGCAAUUCACAGGUGAGCCUUACUUCUGGUGUCGCUCGUGUCGCUUCCUGGCACGCACUGAUGACGAGGAUAAGCAGACGGACCGAUCCGUUGUCUAGAAACCCUUGAGGACUUAGCGUUUCGUCAUAUUUGGCGGUAAUCCUUUGCAAAUUACCAACUGUUUGACUCCGGCGCAACGGUAGGAUCUACGUCCUUGUUAUUCUAUUGUUUAAUCCGACUUCGUCACCCCUGCCUUCCCCUGCGACUUGGUUGUCGCUUUUGUAAAGAGUGCGACGCUGAAAAUGUGAAAGUGCAGUAGUUCGUCAAUCGCUGGCGACGAAUACCGCCUUUAUCCCUUAGUCCCACUGACGAUUUCCGUAUAUUUCGGGCUCAGCGGGUUCGAUCGGGAAUAUAUAAUGACAACGGGCCCGUGGCCCAGUGAUUAGAGGCGUGGUCUUCUAACUAACAGGUCGCGAGUUCGAGCCUCGGGUGUUCCACACUUCGGGGUUGGGUAUGACUGGUUGGCGAAUGCUAAUAAUUUGAAGCAUUUUGUCCCCGGUACGAAGCUGAAGUAGGCAAGAACAGC
Molecule: messenger RNA, 2792 nt
Organism: Spirometra erinaceieuropaei
Lineage: Eukaryota; Metazoa; Platyhelminthes; Cestoda; Diphyllobothriidea; Diphyllobothriidae
Source: the annotation of a GenBank genome assembly